This is a messenger RNA of Exophiala dermatitidis NIH/UT8656, 3247 nucleotides long. Its product is annotated as adenosinetriphosphatase. The record is from RefSeq and is a predicted model, not a curated record. The coding region runs from base 57 to 3119 and encodes 1020 amino acids. Gene Ontology annotation, cellular component: mitochondrial outer membrane. NCBI's taxonomy places the organism in Eukaryota, Fungi, Ascomycota, Eurotiomycetes, Chaetothyriales, Herpotrichiellaceae. The transcript is spliced from 2 exons. Gene Ontology annotation, molecular function: ATP binding; ATP hydrolysis activity.
UUGAGAAAAGUCAGCGUCUGCUCACCGCACUCCCUGGCUUCCUGUCGCUCGCUCGAAUGCAUUCUACUUUACAGGCGGAACUGAGGUUCAGCCAGAUCCUUAAGUCCACCUGUCGCCAGUGCGCCCGACAACAGUCCAACAGACCACGUUCAUUCCAUAACGCUCGUCGAUUUCGCGCUCCUCAAGAGCCUACCAGUAAUGCAGGCUCGACAAACGGACGAGAUGCCGGAGAUGAGGCGAACAAUAUACAGGCUCGGGCGGAGAUAGCGAGAGAAAAGGCCAGACUCGAAGAAGUCAAAUCGCAGGUUAUCCAACAGCGGCCAACACCUACCGAUCCCCCUUCCGACAAUGUUGAUCAACCACAAACACAGAGCUUCUAUGGCUCCUCUGCAAAGAGGCGACUCCGAAGUCGAAUGCUCAAGGAUGUGGAACCGGACCAGAAGACUCCAGAAUGGCUUCUAGCAAACAAUAUUUCUUUGUACGGCGAAGGGACUCUAGCGGUAGGAGCACCUUCAAGGAUCCAAGUGGUGCCCGCCGAUUUGGUUACUGGAGAGCCUUUGGAGCACAGCACUGCUUCGGGCCCGAAUGGCGAUCCCCGCGAUCCGAAUAAGGAAGAUCAAGAGUCGGAAGCAAAACGGCAAUUGCCUGUGGAAGACGAAGAGUCGUUAACCUCGGACGCGGGAAGGUCGUUUUCUCCGAAUGCAGGAACGCCUUCUUCGGUUGAAAAGAGAUAUUAUGUCAUUGCCGGGCAGUACGAAGAGGUCGAAAGGACGGCGAGGGGGCUUAUGCAGAUACCACAAGUCAAGGACACUCUGGGUGAGACAGAUUUCAUGAAAAGCCACCUACUCGUUCAGUAUGCCGGCAAGGAUGGUGAUCUACUGCUUGAGCACGUUGUUGAAGAUCUGGCCCGCAAUCUCGGUGCCGAUCUCAUGGUGUUGGACGCCCAGGAUAUUGCCGACCUUAUCUUUCGCUCCAAUCAACAGUCGCGCACUGCUAAAGCCGGACGUAUGUUGAGCUAUGAUGUCUUUACAAGUGCAUAUCCCACAUCUCCUGAAUUCAGUCAAACACAGGCACCCAGGGAAGAGGAUGAAGAUGACGACGACAUGAUGGACGACUUUGAGAGUCCGCCAAAUUCUUCUCAGAUGGGCAUGCCUGUGAUAAUUGGGAAGCCGAUAUCCAUCGAUCUGAAGACGAUGUUCUCGCCUGGUGGAAGAACAACAAGUGGCUCGUCAUCCCAAGACACAACACGCCCGUUUGUUGGUGUAGUCGACAGUCUAUUGAACAGCUUCUUAGAGAAACGUCUGAAGCCCACCGAGAGAGCCACGAGCAACCCUUUAGCUAGGAGUCUGAAACUUGAGGAAUUACGCGAGUACACAUCAAAGCAAACGGGCGUACCGAAAGAUGCAGCUAUUUUACAUGUCAAGGACUUGGAAGCGAUCCAAGAAACCAGUAUCGGUAAUCAGUUCCUUCAGGAGCUGUAUCGACAAGUGGCCAAGAGAAGAAGGUCAGGGACACCCCUUCUCCUCGUAGGCACAGACUCGGCACGCGAAGACCAGGAACCUUUCACGACGCAACGGAUCACUGACACCCAGACCGGAGAGCGUGAUGAGAUCUCCCACAACAUCAUUUUGACCCCGGUCUUACCCAACACCACCUCCAAACUCGCCCUUCUUCAUGACCGGAAGCAGCGCAUUGCCACGAUCAACAUGCGACAUUUAUGGGAGAUGAUGAGAUAUCGCAAACCAUCUGUGUUCGCUCAUCUUGAACCCGGAUUCUGGCGGCGGGACUUCUUCAACCACGUCACUAAGAGUGAUAGGACCUGUCUGGAAGCACAGGUCUGGAGCCAUUCGUAUGUGCAACGCCUGGCCACGUACAUUGCUGGAGCCGCACCGCCAAUCAGCAAUAUUCCCGGUAUCACAGACAAGAAAGAACUUCAAGAUUCUCUGGCCGCUGUUCAAGGCUUCUCGGAGCCCGUCAUCUCUGCGGCGACGGCUCACUUGCAUCAUAGCGACAAGACCAAGACACGGUGGGCGGAAAAGCAAGAAAAAGAGAUGAAGGUGGAGACGCCCGAACGACAGAAGCCCAAAGAAGAUGCACGACUCGCCGCAAUCCGGGCUUCGGCUUCGAAGUACGAAAAGCGCUUGAUGGGCGGCAUAAUCGAAGCAAAGAACAUCAACACAACAUUCAACGACGUUCACAUGCCUGUGGAAACCAUCGACACCCUCCAGACCUUGACGACGCUCUCGCUUAUCCGGCCUGAUGCUUUCAAGUACGGCGUUCUUGCGUCGGACAAGAUUCCAGGUCUAUUGCUCUAUGGCCCCCCAGGCACGGGCAAGACUCUAGCUGCAAAGGCUGUCGCCAAGGAGUCCGGCGCGACCAUGCUAGAGGUCAGUGCGGCCGACAUCAAUGACAUGUACGUGGGCGAAGGCGAGAAGAACGUAAAAGCACUCUUCAGUCUGGCCAAGAAGCUGUCACCAUGUGUGAUUUUCCUCGACGAGGCGGAUGCCAUGUUCAGCGCGCGGAGCAACCAAGGCCGACGUGUCAGCCAUCGCGAACUGCUCAAUCAGUUCCUCAAGGAGUGGGACGGCAUGAGCAACGAUUCCGGCAGUGCGUUUAUCAUGGUCGCGACCAACCGACCUAUGGACUUGGAUGAUGCCGUACUACGUCGUCUUCCCAGGCGUUUGUUGGUUGAUCUGCCCACGGAGCCCGAUCGAUUGGCGAUUCUGAAGAUCCAUCUGCGGCAUGAGACCCUUGCCGACGAUGUCGACUUGGCCCUCCUGGCGAAGAGGACGCCUUUCUACUCGGGCUCUGAUCUGAAGAACGUCUCCGUGGCGGCUGCCCUCAACGCUGUUCGUGAAGAGAAUGAACUCGCAAAGAACCACACAGGCGAGGAGCCCUACCAACAUCCCGAGCGUCGGACCUUGAGCUGGAAACACUUUGAGAAGGCGCUCGAGGACAUCUCCGCUAGUAUUUCUGAGGACAUGAGCUCGUUGAGAGAGAUCAAAAAGUUCGACGAGCAGUUUGGCGACAAGCGCGGCAAGAAGAAGAAGACUCCUCGUUUGGGGUUUCCAACUCAGGAAGAGGAGAAGGCGCGUGACACGGUAAAAGUGCGAGAGUAAGGCUUCUCGAGCAGUCAUGGACUUUGGUAAUAAACGCUCGGAUACAGAACAGGGUUGGAUGUCCUAAAAUGCCUAGGUAGCGGCUAGUAGAUGUUAAUUAAGAAGAUACACCAUCUCUUGCGAAACCA